Molecule: messenger RNA, 1263 nt
Organism: Pochonia chlamydosporia 170
Lineage: Eukaryota; Fungi; Ascomycota; Sordariomycetes; Hypocreales; Clavicipitaceae
Exons: 2
Coding region: 1-1263 (420 amino acids)
Source: RefSeq, a predicted model, not a curated record
AUGUUUCCCCUGCACACACCAGACGGUAACACUGAUACAGGAAAAGUUCAGUAUGUCAACCCAAAUAUCGCUUUCAUUUGGCCGUCAGACUUGCUCGAUGACGAUGAUAAGGUUGAAGAGGCCACAAACGUCAACACUCCAACAACUAUUGUCGAGGACGCCAACGGUGAUGGGUUUGCAAUGUCUUCUUGCCCAAGCGAAGAGAGCCAAACUGGCAAGGAUGAGACUAAUGGUCCAGUUCAUUCCUGGGUCCUGCACGGGAUUGAUGACGAUGGUGUUGAAACAGAGAAAAUUUUCUAUCCGCAAUUCGCCACCAAGCACGGUGUGCUGUGGAGAUAUUUUCUAGCUACCUAUGCCAAUGGAGCUGAGAAAAAAGUGCGACUAGUCCAGGAGCCAACAUCCCAGCUUCUCAUUAAAACGACACCAGCGGCCAGAGCGUCUACUGAUAGAGGCAGUGAUAAACCUGACGACGAGUUGGAGCGUUGGACUAUCGAAGCUAUCUAUGCCAAUGGUCGACGGAGAAGGUUAUAUCCAGACUCAAUAUAUGACGGCACAAUACCAAUUCGCAACUGGCAUAUGUGUAUUGUCCAAACCAACGGCGAUUUAAAAAAUCAACAAAUAUACCCCGAAAUAUGCUCACCGGAUGAUACCCUCGUCAGGGACAGUCAUCAAUCUUAUGCAAUUCUUGCCGAAUCCAGCGGCGGGCUGCCAGUUUCAGAUGCCGGAAACAUCGAAAAAUACGGUGAUGUGGAUGAACAAACAAAGAUCUCUCAGCGUGCCAGUAUUGCGACCACAACUGGCACCAAAAUUAGACCCUCAGGAGGUGAUGACACGCCAUGCGACGGUGGGCCAUCGUUAAAGAGAAAGAGAACUGACGACGUAUCUACGCCUGAGCUCAACUUCGAACGCGCCGAUCACAGAGGAGAAGUGUGCAUCAACUUUCAUUCUCACACCACAACUGGCGGUGCCGCCGAGCGGACGGACAGCGAUGACAACGCCUUGUUGGAAAAAUGCAGCAAAGUCCCCGACGAUGGGACCGAUAGGAGCUCUGACGGGAUCUCGGAUGCCGGUCAAACUAAAGACACUGCGAGCCAGAGGGGUUCUGGUAAAGGAGUAUUGGAGCGGGUCGGCUCGUUGGAUACCGCAGAGAACGCCACGAUCGGUUUCAUCCGACAACUAAAGGCGACCUACGACACGUAUACGCCGCUCGCACGAGUGUCUCAAUACUCCGCUAGUGCCAUUGUCGGCAGUCUCUAUCCAUAA